Molecule: messenger RNA, 908 nt
Organism: Spodoptera frugiperda (fall armyworm)
Lineage: Eukaryota; Metazoa; Arthropoda; Insecta; Lepidoptera; Noctuidae
Product: low molecular weight phosphotyrosine protein phosphatase
Exons: 4
Coding region: 166-639 (157 amino acids)
Biological process (GO): protein dephosphorylation
Cellular component (GO): cytoplasm
Molecular function (GO): acid phosphatase activity; non-membrane spanning protein tyrosine phosphatase activity
Source: RefSeq, a predicted model, not a curated record
UGUGUUUGUCAUAUGUCGAUAUCGAAUCGAAUACACUUCGUGCUCCCAUUAUAUUUUUGAUAAACUGAUAGCAUAAUUAUUUUGUAAGAAAUAUUACAUUGUAAGAGGAAAGUGAACAAUAGCAUUAUAUUUAUUUUCAGGCUAAGUGGAAAUUAAAGUUGCAAGAUGUCAGAUGGAAAGAAAAAAGCAUUGUUUAUUUGUCUCGGAAAUAUUUGUCGUUCUCCUAUAGCAGAAGGUGUAUUCCAAAAAACCGUAAAUGACAUGAAUUUAGGUGAUCAAUGGGAAAUCGACAGUGCAGCCAUUGGAGGUUGGCAUGUAGGUAAUCCACCUGACUGGCGAGCAUUGGAUACUAUGAAAAACCAUAAUGUUCCAUACAACAAUCAUGCAAGACAGAUAGUACCAGAGGACUUUAAUCAUUAUGAUUACAUAUUUGGUAUGGAUGAAGCCAAUAUGAGAGACCUUAACAAAAGAGCUCCCAAAGGAAGCAAAGCUAAACUUCUUCUCUUUGGAGACUUUGAUCCUCAGGGUGAUAGGAUUAUAAGGGAUCCUUACUAUGAUAGUGAUGCAAAAGGAUUUGAAAAGUGUUAUCAGCAGUCACUUAGAUGUUCCAAAGGUUUCCUCGAUAGCUUAAAGCAAUGAAGUUUUUUAUUGGUUCUUAUAAAUUUGUAGAGGGUUGUAGGUAAUAAAUUGUUAUAAUUAUCAUGCUUAUAAUUACUUAAAACUAAGAAGUUAAUUAUGUAAAUAACAAUGGUAAAACCAGCAUGGUAUUGUAAACUUUCCAAUUUUAAUACUAUGCUGAUGGUACAAUGAGAUCGAACUGUUCAUAGUAGAAAUAUUAAAUCAUUUGUCAUUAACAUUAUAAUACCUAUGUGACAACAUAAUAAAAAUGUAUUUAAAAUAGAGGAAAA